Messenger RNA from Acanthochromis polyacanthus (spiny chromis), 2059 nucleotides. It is a transcript of the gene eed, whose product is annotated as embryonic ectoderm development. The transcript has 12 exons. Gene Ontology annotation, molecular function: protein binding; nucleosome binding. Lineage: Eukaryota; Metazoa; Chordata; Actinopteri; Pomacentridae. The record is from RefSeq and is a predicted model, not a curated record. Gene Ontology annotation, biological process: negative regulation of transcription by RNA polymerase II. Bases 38 to 1369 code for a protein of 443 amino acids. Gene Ontology annotation, cellular component: ESC/E(Z) complex.
CUGGCGGCGGACCGGAAGAGGCGGAGUCUGAUCCAAAAUGAGGGAAAAUAAGAACAUGUCCGAGUCCCCGUCUCAAGCGGGAAAAGAAAUACCGGCGAAAAAACAGAAACUGAGCAGUGACGAGAACAGUAACCCCGAUUUAUCAGGAGACGAGAAUGACGAUGCCGUCAGCGUUGAGAGCGGGACCAACGCAGAGCGCCCAGACACCCCCACCAACACCGCCAACGCCCCGGGCAGGAAGAGCUGGGGCAAGGGCAAGUGGAAGUCCAAGAAGUGCAGAUAUUCCUUUAAAUGUGUGAACAGCCUGAGGGAGGACCACGGCCAGCCGCUGUUUGGAGUCCAGUUUAAUUGGCACAGUAAGGAGGGAGACCCGCUGGUGUUUGCUACAGUCGGCAGUAACAGGGUAACUCUGUAUGAAUGUCACUCUCAGGGAGAAAUCAGACUGCUGCAGUCGUACGUUGAUGCUGACGCCGAUGAGAACUUCUACACGUGCGCUUGGACCUACGACACCAACACCAGCCAUCCUCUGCUGGCCGUGGCCGGGUCCAGAGGAAUCAUCCGAGUCAUCAACCACAUCACCAUGCAGUGCAUCAAGCACUACGUCGGUCACGGGAACGCCAUCAACGAGCUCAAGUUCCACCCCAGAGAUCCCAACCUGCUCCUGUCUGUCAGCAAAGAUCACGCCCUGCGGCUCUGGAACAUCCAGACGGACACGUUGGUGGCCAUAUUUGGAGGAGUGGAAGGUCACCGAGACGAAGUCCUGAGCGCCGACUUUGACCUCCUGGGUGAGAAGAUCAUGUCCUGUGGGAUGGACCACUCGCUGAAGCUGUGGAGGAUCAACUCAGAGAGGAUGCAGAAAGCCAUCAGAGGGUCGUACGAGUACAACCCCUCCAAGACCAACAGGCCGUUCGUCUCACAGAAGAUUCAUUUCCCCGACUUCUCAACACGAGACAUCCACAGGAACUACGUGGACUGUGUUCGGUGGCUUGGAGACCUGAUUCUGUCCAAAUCGUGUGAAAACGCCAUCGUCUGCUGGAAACCAGGGAAGAUGGAGGACGACAUCGACCACAUCAAACCCAACGAGUCCAACGUGACGAUUCUGGGCCGCUUCGACUACAGCCAGUGUGACAUCUGGUACAUGCGCUUCUCCAUGGACUUCUGGCAGAAGAUGCUGGCUCUGGGGAACCAGGUGGGGAAACUUUACGUCUGGGACCUGGAGGUAGAAGAUCCUCAUAAAGCCAAGUGCACCACUCUGACCCUCCCUAAAUGUACGUCAGCCAUUCGACAGACCAGUUUCAGUCGUGACAGCAGCAUUCUGAUCGCGGUGUGUGACGACGCCUCCAUCUGGCGCUGGGAUCGACAGCGCUGACCGACUCCGCUCUGAAGGGUUCUGCUGCUUCCUUUUGCCCCGCAGAGGUUUUUGUUGUCCAGAAACACUCUGAAAAAACAUUUAGUCUCACAUGUGGUCCAACAGUGAAGUUCCCCCCCCCAAAAAAAAAUUUGAAUUCCCACGUUUUUAUCCAACUACAAAACUGGAAUUUUAGAUGCAGUUUGGAGCCACAGCAGUCACUAAAAACGUUGAAACAAUGUUCCUCUGUGUGCCUUCUAGUUUCUAUGCAUUCACUGAAAUAUCAACACCACAGAGAGAGGAAGUUACAGCGUCUUUGUCACUUGUUUUAAGAAAAAUACGUCUGGAUUGAUGGACAGAACGACCAGAUGAGGAUUUGUUUGCAGUGUGACGUGUAAAUCUUAUUCUGUUUCCUCCAUGGCUGCUGCUUCUUUUCUUUGCUUUCUGCCUCCACAAACACAAACACUGUCGUCACAUCAGUGACUGAGUUCCCUCAAUAAAAGGGUUUUGUAAAUACGAGCUCAAGAGUCAGUUUGUGUGAUAAAAUCUGACACUGGUUUGAUAUUUAGCCUGAGUUUUAUUUUUGUUGCUCUCUGGCUUUUAUUUCAACGUUUUGGACUGAAAUCUCUUGUUAAUAAAGAGGACGACGGGGCUUCUUGUCUUUAUGUACUUGGAUUUAUUUGGAUUAAAUAAAAGUUAUUUUUCUAAAGA